Molecule: messenger RNA, 1596 nt
Organism: Onthophagus taurus
Lineage: Eukaryota; Metazoa; Arthropoda; Insecta; Coleoptera; Scarabaeidae
Gene: Akhr
Product: adipokinetic hormone receptor
Biological process (GO): G protein-coupled receptor signaling pathway; cellular response to hormone stimulus
Cellular component (GO): plasma membrane
Molecular function (GO): adipokinetic hormone receptor activity; peptide binding; vasopressin receptor activity
Source: RefSeq, a predicted model, not a curated record
AGUUUACUUGUGGUUAUUUGAAUCUUACGAUCACUUUUCGCUACUUUAAACAUUUAAAGUGCUAAAGUGUUAAUUGAAUUAUUAAAAAACGUGUAAAUGCAUUAGAGCAUUAAUUUCUUAAUCGUGGUGAUUAAUUUAUUACAUAGGAUUUUAUUAUUUUAUCGGUUAAUCCAAGGAUUUUACUUUAUUAACAUCAAACUUUUACAACAGAUGUUGGAUUGAAAAAAUGAUUACGUGGCGAAUUUUCAUAAUUUAUAGUUAAAGAAGAAAAAUCAAAACUCAUAUUGUAGACAAAUCUACAAAAAAAAUGCGUGUUGGUGAGAAUGAAAAGAUCACCGAUCAUCGAAACCUUCUUUAUUGGUCAGAUACCAACAAUGACACCAACGAAUUACCUCUCGAUAUGCAAUUCAACGAUGGUCACGUGCUGUCGAUUAUAGUCUACAGCAUCCUAAUGGUUUUCUCGGCCGUCGGAAAUAUUACCAUCUUGGUAUUAAUCGUUAGAAGACGAAGACAAUCUCCAUCGAGAAUUACAACUACACUGAUGCAUCUGGCCAUUGCAGAUUUAUUGGUAACAUUUAUAAUGAUGCCUUUAGAAAUCGCUUGGUCAUAUACCGUACAAUGGGAAGCUGGGGACCUCAUGUGCAGAAUAAUGAUGUUUUUUAGAAUGUUUGGUUUGUGUCUAUCCAGCUUCAUAUUGGUUUGCAUAAGUUUAGAUCGAUAUUACGCAGUUUUAAAACCUCUUCACUUAACUGGAAUAGAUCGUCGUGGACGUUACAUGUUAAUUGGAGCUUGGCUGGGUGCGGCAAUUUGUAGUAUGCCCCAGGCUCUUGUUUUUGAAGUGCGAACUCACCCCAACAUCACAAAUUACGUUCAAUGUAUUACCUACAAUACCCUACAAACGCAUACACUUCAAGUAGUUUAUGCAGCUUUUGGUACAAUCGUUACCUACAUUAUUCCACUCAUUGUGAUAAUAUAUUCUUAUGUUGCUAUUUUGAUUGAAAUCUUUAAAAGAACAAAUACGGAUGGGGAUAGAAUACGACGAUCGAGUUUGGGAUUUUUAGGGAGGGCAAAAAUCAGAACACUUAAAAUGACUAUUAUUAUAGUUUUGGUGUUUUUUAUAUGUUGGACACCUUACAACGCAAUUCUAGUUUUUUUCUGGUAUGAUCGUGAUCAGGCGACAAAAUUAGAUCCGAAAAUUCAGCGCGGCUUAUUCCUGUUUGCGUGUACGAAUUCUUGUAUGAACCCGAUAGUUUACGGGGUGUUUAACAUCAGGGCGAAAAGGGCGAACACACAGGUGAGGAUGCGAUUACAGACGUUAGAUUCGAAACAGACCGUCGUCGUCCAAACGCCCACAGUUGAAACAUUGGUACCGGGUUUGGAAAUAUCAUUAAGACCCCUAGAAUAACAACGUCACUGUCAAUAUCACAAGAACAACAUUGUUAUGAUGGCUGAUGAUUUGCAGAUCUGUGGUUACAAGUAGGAUAGUAUUUUUUGUAAAGAAAAAUGUUAGCUGCUACAUUCCGAUGUGUUAUCUUUAUUUUCUUUGUGGCUUUGCUUUUUUUUUAAUUGCAAUCGAAUUGUUUGUUGUUAAUUAUU